AUCCUAUCCUGCCUGCCUCAGUCAGUGUCACACAAAACUCGCUCGCUGCACACAUAACAUACACACACAAGGCCAGUCACACGCGGCUGUACACAAGGCAGUACUCCUCACACGCACACACACGCAUCACAUACACACACAUGCGUCACGCCAUCCCGCCAUCCAUCACCGCCCAAAAAGCCCAGCGAAAAAACCGAAGGGGGCAGCAGCAGCGCCGGCAUCAGAGGAGGACGAUUCGCGUGCCGCAGACGAUGAUGAGGACCGCCUCCUCCGCCGCACCUUCAUCUCAGGCUCCUUGACGAAAAUCUGCUCCUUGAAGAAGUUCUUAUUGGUUCCUGCACACACACACACACACACACACACACAGACCCACAGCGACGCAUGGCAUGAAUGCGUCGGUCCCCACAAUGCACCCACAGUGUUUUGCAGCUUACCUGCUGCCCUGUUGAAGAGCUGAGUGCGCACGUAGUCCUCGCACUGGGUGGCUGUCUUGCCGGGGACCCUCUCGGCGAUUUGGUCCCAGUACAAGAAUGCGCCGGACGGCACCUCUCGGCGUGCGGUCUCGAGGGCGAUGAUCUGGUUCUUCUCCCACGUAACCUCCUCAAUGGCUACCUUGUCCCUGUGAGUAAGACACAGCAGCGCGGUGCGGUGCACCAAGAGCGUGCUCUCUGUGCAUCAACCGGUUGUGAGUCAGUCGGGCUCCCUCCCUCACCUGUAGCCGCGGACCCGUGAGGCGCCUAUCCUGCCACCGUUCAGCUUUGCAGCCUCGUAGGCAUUCACUCUGUCCACUGCAGGGCCGUACCAUGACGUCGCACCCACCUGGAGACAAGACAGACGCACCAUGUGAGCGAGCUGCAUGUGUGUGAUGUGACUGAUGUCGGCUGAUCAGAUCUAUCAGAUCUCAUCUCACCUUGACUGGCCUUCGCCGCCUUGUGCCCUCAUCUGCGUCGUCGCUCGAGCGCGCCCUCGCCCUCGCACGCGGCAUGACGAUCGCCUCGUCCGGGCUGGCUGACUGCUGAUCUUCCGUCCUGUCCUUCUUGCCGAAGUUGAACAGAUGCAACUGCGUCAUUGAUGGUUGUGGUGCAUCGGCAGGGCGGUACAGGGACGGGACGUGGGAGUGCAGGAGAGAUGCACAGGGAGAUGAGUGAGGCACAACGAAAGAGAGAGAUGAGCGAAGGAG
Molecule: messenger RNA, 1180 nt
Organism: Vitrella brassicaformis
Lineage: Eukaryota; Vitrellaceae
Source: the annotation of a GenBank genome assembly